Messenger RNA from Aspergillus pseudotamarii, 3786 nucleotides. RefSeq names its product protein thtA (gene thtA). NCBI's taxonomy places the organism in Eukaryota, Fungi, Ascomycota, Eurotiomycetes, Eurotiales, Aspergillaceae. The transcript has 5 exons. Gene Ontology annotation, biological process: mRNA splicing, via spliceosome. The record is from RefSeq and is a predicted model, not a curated record. Gene Ontology annotation, molecular function: protein binding; U2 snRNA binding. Gene Ontology annotation, cellular component: nucleus; U2 snRNP. The coding region runs from base 1 to 3786 and encodes 1261 amino acids.
AUGGAGACAGCAGAUGACUUGUUCUCUCCUGACUCUCGUCCGAAAAUGGGUCUUUUAUCUCGCACACUGAUACCAAGUCCAAUCGUCCAGUGGAUACUACCUGCGCGCCUGAGAAGUGAGCAUCAAAAUGAUGUUGUUUUUAUCGGUGAGCGAAGUUUGCAGAUCAAGGAAGCCGUGUCCGGUUUCCAUUUAGAGGACGCCACUUCAAAGUCGGACUUUGAUUCCAAUAUCAUGGCAGCGAAAGUCAUCAACGUGGGCACAGAGUUACCUUGGGAGGCACAGAUGAAAUUGGGGGCAAGCACCGCACCUGUCAAUUCAGAGCCGCAGAUAGGGUUGCCUCCCCAGAUAUUGCUGUUAAGUCUCGCCUCAAGAGAACUAGUUUUCCUUUAUUAUUCGACCUCGAGUGAUCAAUUCAUCCACCACCAUCGGCCCUUGCCGAGUGAUGUCAGUACAUUCGAGCGGUUCGGUCGAAAUAUUGCAGUGGAGCCAAGAUCUCGUGCUGUAGCAGUUAGUGCAUCUUCUGAUUAUUUUGGUGUCUUUACUUUGAAGCAGCCACCAGUUCUCCAGUCACAGAUGGCACAUCACCAGCUAGACCCCAUAUCAGAGGAACGCUUCUUUCGUGUCGAUGGUGACAUCAUAUUCAUGGAAUUUCUAUAUCCAAGACCGGAGGAAGACGGCAAGAUUCUCCUCCUCCUUUUAGUCGCCCAGGAUCAGAUUACUCAUGCUAUAUGUUAUGAGUGGGACGCGAGCGAACACCUGCGCCAAGCGUCUCCAAUAGUCACCAAGAGACUACUACCAUUUGAGGAGAGAUUACCUACAAUGCUCAUCCCGUUGACCAAAACAUCCUCUUUCAUGCUCGUUACAACGAGUACAAUGGCUGUAUAUAAGAACAGGCUAGAUCCUCGGAGACAGCCUAGCAGGUAUCCGCUUGGUCUUCCUGAUCGAGAGUCUCGAAAGUCCCCAUUAUGGACUCGGUGGGCAAGGCCACUGCGCAAUUGGCUAUAUAACCAAAAGCACGACGACAUCUACCUUUGCCGUGAGGACGGUCAAAUCUCGUACUUAGGAAUUGGCAACGAGGGUGAAGUCGAAAAUCAAGCGCAUCUAGGCCAACUUUGUUGUGAUGUCGAUGCGGCAUUUGAUAUUCUACAUUUCGGCAAUGAGGGAGGUGACCUACUCCUUGCCGCUGGCAACACAGGAGAUGGUGGUCUAUUCGUCCAAAAGGCUCGAGACCACCCUAGAUGUGUCCAAAAGUUCAUGAACUGGUCUCCUGUCACAGACUCUGUAAUUGUGAGGUCGCCUAAUCAGCAACUUCCGUUGUCUGCAGACGUCGCUAGCGACCGACUGUUCGUUUGCUCCACUUCGUCUUUCGCACGGGGUGCAAUCGUUGAACUGCGCCACGGGAUUGAGGCACAGAUAGGCUUGGUCGUCUCCCUAGAGGGACUGUCAGGAACAAGAGACAUAUGGACAAUGCCGACUGGCACAAAUGGCGGUGUUAUCGUGCUAACAUCUGAUCCUAUGUCAUCGGUCCUCCUGGACCUACCGGCAGAUUUCGAAGAAGAGAUAUGUGCUAUUGACGAGGCGGAUUCCGGCUUGGACUGUGGCUCCCAGACAUUAGCGGCAGGAAUCACCGACAUAGGUAUUAUUAUUCAGGUGACGGAAAGGGCGAUUCAUCUCGGGACAACCUCUGAAUCAAUGCGGUGCUCCCGUUAUGAGUAUGGUUAUGACCAGAGUAUCACUGUUGCUGCCGUAGAUGGCUUUGCAUCUCUUAUUGUCGUCGCAGUUCGCAACCAAGGCGGACUGCACCUUCAUGCUAAAAGGCUAACUCCAUCUGGCAACCAGCUUUCUUUAACCGAUGUGGGCGAGCCGGUAAGAAUGCAUUUCGAACCCGUCUGCAUCUCUGUCAUAAAUUUCGACUUUGGAUCUCUCAUAUGUGUGGGCGCGGGCAAUGGGAAGAUAUUUCUCUAUGUCAUAGAGAAUGAAUCUAUCACGUUCGUGUCCGAGAAAACCAUGGACGUAGCGUAUAAUGAGGACAUAUCCAAGGCAAUCGAUAGCCUUGCAAUUGUCAACAAAGUAGAAAACGGGCCAUUGAAGAAGUUUAUCUUACUCUGUGGCCUACGAAGUGGCAUCCUGGUUCCAUUUGGUGUGGCGCUAGACAGUGUCAAUGUCGUGUCUUCUAUCGUGAUGACCCAGGUAACCCCGCAAAGAUUAGGGAAUACUUCACUCAAAGUGCAGAGCAGAGGAGACCUUGCGUUGUUGACUUGUGGGCAAGGAUUUUGGCAAAUAUCGUGUACAUAUGACAGUGUGAUGCCGGACUGUACUCUUCAGCGGAUUUGGAUCACGGACCAGAAUAACUCUGCCUACCACCCAAGAAAUAUCCACAGCUUUUCAGUCGCCAGUUUUGCAAAUUCGGACGUGGAAGAUCUCUCUAAUACGCUUUUCUGCAUCGCAGAUGGGCAACUUAUGGUUUGCACUUUGCAGCGAGAUGAGAAGACUGUCCCUAGAAGAAUAGGUUUGCCAGGCAGCGCCACUAAGCUAGCAUACUCUCAGUACCUGAAAAGCUUGGUUGUGGCGUACAGCCGAACUGAAUUUGACACCGACGCGGAUCCUAUCAAGCGCUUCACGCGGUCUCACAUUGAGUUCGUCGACCCUGAUUCACAGCAAGCCAUCUGCGGUCCUGAGGAUGGACUCAGGCCCUGGAGGCCCCAGGGAGCAGCUGGAGAGAAAAUCAGUUGCAUUCUGGAGUGGACACCCAAGAAAGGUGAUGAGGAAUAUCACUUCAUUGUUAUCGGUACGGCCCGUAAAAACCAACAGGACCGAGGCCGGGUCAUAUUUUUACAAGCGUCGAGAAUGUCGUCAGAUCCCACGCAAAUCGAAUGUAACGUGAAAUAUGUUCACAAAUUUGAGGGACCUGUUUACUCGAUCGCACCAUAUGGUAACUUUACUCUAAUGGUUUCAACUGGGCAUGAGAUCGUACCACUAGAACCCAAAUUUUCGCAAACGAGAUGGCUUCGAGCAGCAAGGUACCCUGUACCGUCUCCAGCGGUUUCUAUGAGCUCCCAUGAGCCCUACUUAUACAUGUCGACUUCGAGGGAAUCUCUUAUGAUCCUCAAUGCAUCUGAGGAGAAACUGGUGCUUCAUGCUUACGAUCGGCAGAAACACGACGGGCUCUCCCAUGUCCAUAUCGGAGGAGAUAUACAACUCACACUUGCCUCCAGUAGAGGUGGCCGGGUCAGUCUAUUGACUGAGAAAAGAAUAACUGACAACGAUAAGAUGAUGCCCGUAGCAUUGUGCGAAGCACAUCUUUCUACGUCUGUAACGAGGCUCAGUCCAGGCACCUGGCAGUCCACUAUGCCUACCAGCUCCCAAGUGAUAUAUGGGACAGCCAUGAACGGCACAGUUUACCGCUUCUUGACACUAAAGGAGAAGGAAUGGCGUUUGCUGUAUUUGCUGCAAAAUUUGUGCAUCCGCGACACAUUCAUAUGCCCUUUUACGCCGAAAAGGAAAAGGCAGCGGAACCCUGCAGGAAACGAAUCCCUUGAAUUUCAGCCUUCGCAGAUGCACAUUAAUGGGGAUAUACUGAGUCGUUUAUCAAUCCGAGGGCCGAGCUAUCUGAUGUACAUGCUAGUAACGGAAGAGUUCUACAGCCCCUCGACUCCAGAGACUGGCUCGCCACAGGCCAUUUAUGAACGGUUUCUGGAGUUGUCGAAGGAUCUUCUUGGGGAAACCUCGAGCCCGGUUGAAGAUGUAAUGAAGUGGCUCAAGCGCACACUACAUGUGGGAUUCUAG